Manis pentadactyla (Chinese pangolin) is the source of this 6440-nucleotide messenger RNA. It is a transcript of the gene PIK3CG, whose product is annotated as phosphatidylinositol-4,5-bisphosphate 3-kinase catalytic subunit gamma. NCBI's taxonomy places the organism in Eukaryota, Metazoa, Chordata, Mammalia, Pholidota, Manidae. The coding region runs from base 217 to 3594 and encodes 1125 amino acids. Gene Ontology annotation, biological process: phosphatidylinositol 3-kinase/protein kinase B signal transduction; phosphatidylinositol-3-phosphate biosynthetic process; cell migration. Gene Ontology annotation, cellular component: cytoplasm; plasma membrane; phosphatidylinositol 3-kinase complex, class IB. The transcript is spliced from 14 exons. Gene Ontology annotation, molecular function: 1-phosphatidylinositol-3-kinase activity; 1-phosphatidylinositol-4-phosphate 3-kinase activity. The record is from RefSeq and is a predicted model, not a curated record.
GAGACACAGAAAAGCGGAAGGGUUUAGAGGCACCCGGGGUAGGUUUGCAUUUGUUUUGUUUCCAAAAAUUAAACAAAUGCUCCUUCAGCAUCACCUCCGCUGCUUUAUCAGUCCAACCUGUGUGUGUGGAUUGUGGAUUUCCACGAGGUUCCGGCAGGAGCUCUGCAGGAGAAAGCUUCAUAGCCUCAGCCAUGAAGGAAAGCAGUCGCCUAGGGCAUGGAGCUGGAGAACUAUGAGCAGCCGGUGGUUCUGAGAGAGGACAACGGCCGCAGGCGCUGGAGGAUGAAGCCACGCAGCACGGCGGCCAGCCUGUCCUCCAUGGAGCUCAUCCCCAUCGAGUUCGUGCUGCCCACCAGCCAGCGCAACAGCAAGACCCCCGAGAUGGUGCUGCUGCACGUGGCCGGCCACGGCAACGUGGAGCAGAUGAAGGCCCAGGUGUGGCUGCGCGCGCUGGAGACAAGCGUGGUGGCGGACUUCUACCACCGGCUUGGCCCCGACCACUUCCUCUUGCUCUACCAGAAGAAGGGGCAGUGGUACGAGAUCUACGACAAGUACCAGGUGGUGCAGACCCUGGACUGCCUGAGCUACUGGAAGGUGCUGCGCAGGAGCCCCGGCCAGAUCCACGUGGUGCAGCGGCGCGCACCCUCGGAGGAGACGCUGGCCUUCCAGCAGCAACUCACCGCCCUGAUCGGCUACGACGUCACCGAUGUCAGCAACGUGCACGACAACGAGCUGGAGUUCACGCGCCGCAGGCUGGUCAGCCCCCGCAUGGCUGAGGUGGCCGGCCGUGACCCCAAACUCUACGCCAUGCACCCCUGGGUGACAUCCAAGCCCCUCCCCAAGUACCUGUUGAAGAAGAUUACCAACAACUGCAUCUUCAUCGUCAUUCACCGCAGCACCACCAGCCAGACCAUCAAGGUCUCGGCCGAUGACACCCCAGGCACCAUCCUCCAGAGCUUCUUCACCAAGAUGGCCAAGAAGAAGUCUCUGAUGGACAUCCCCGAAAGCCAGAACGAACAGGAUUUUGUGCUGCGCGUCUGCGGCCGGGAUGAGUACCUGAUGGGUGAGACGCCCAUCAAAAACUUCCAGUGGGUGAGGCACUGCCUCAAGAAUGGGGAAGAGAUUCACCUGGUGCUCGACACGCCUCCAGACCCAGCCCUGGACGAGGUGAGGAAAGAAGAGUGGCCACUGGUGGAUGACUGCACGGGGGUCACCGGCUACCAUGAGCAGCUGACCAUCCACGGGAAGGACCACGAGAGUGUGUUCACCGUGUCCCUGUGGGACUGUGACCGGAAGUUCAGGGUCAAAAUCAGAGGCAUUGAUAUUCCUGUCCUGUCCCGGAAUGCUGACCUCACGGUUUUUGUGGAGGCAAACAUCCAACAUGGGCAGCAAGUCCUUUGCCAGAGGAGAACCAGCUCUAAACCCUUCACAGAAGAGGUGCUCUGGAAUGUGUGGCUUGAGUUCAGUAUCAAAAUCAAAGACUUACCCAAGGGGGCUCUGCUGAACCUCCAGAUCUACUGCAGCAAAGCGCCAGCACUGUCUGGCAAGGCUUCUGUGGAGUCUCCCAGUUCCGAGGCCAAAGGCAAAGCUCAGCUUCUCUAUUACGUGAACCUGCUGCUGAUCGACCACCGGUUCCUCCUGCGCCAUGGGGAGUAUGUACUCCACAUGUGGCAGAUAUCUGGGAAGGCAGAAGACCAAGGGAGCUUCAAUGCUGACAAGCUCACGUCUGCAACCAACCCAGACAAGGAGAACUCGAUGUCCAUCUCCAUUCUUCUGGACAAUUACUGCCACCCCAUAGCCCUGCCCAAGCAUCGGCCCACCCCUGACCCUGAAGGGGACCGGGUUCGAGCUGAAAUGCCCAACCAGCUUCGGAAGCAACUGGAGGCGAUCAUAGCCACUGAUCCACUUAACCCUCUCACAGCAGAGGACAAAGAAUUACUCUGGCAUUUUAGAUAUGAAAGCCUUAAGCAUCCAAAGGCAUAUCCUAAGCUGUUUAGCUCCGUGAAAUGGGGACAGCAAGAAAUUGUAGCCAAAACAUACCAAUUGCUAGCCAGAAGGGAGGUGUGGGAGCAAAGUGCUUUGGAUGUGGGGUUAACAAUGCAGCUCCUGGACUGCAACUUUUCAGAUGAGAAUGUGAGAGCCAUUGCGGUUCAGAAAUUGGAGAGUUUGGAGGACGACGACGUCCUGCACUACCUGCUGCAGCUGGUCCAGGCCGUGAAAUUUGAACCAUACCACGACAGUGCCCUUGCCAGAUUUCUGCUGAAACGUGGCUUAAGAAACAAGAGAAUUGGUCACUUCUUGUUUUGGUUCCUGAGAAGUGAGAUAGCCCAGUCCAGGCACUAUCAGCAGAGGUUCGCCGUGAUCCUGGAAGCCUAUCUGAGGGGCUGUGGCACAGCCAUGCUGCACGACUUUACCCAGCAAGUCCAAGUAAUCGAGAUGUUGCAAAAAAUCACCAUUGAUAUUAAAUCGCUCUCUGCUGAAAAGUAUGAUGUCAGUUCCCAAGUCAUUUCACAACUUAAGCAAAAGCUUGAAAACCUGCAGAAUUUUAAUCUCCCAAAGAGUUUUAGAGUUCCAUAUGACCCUGGACUGAAAGCAGGAACACUGGUGAUCGAAAAAUGUAAAGUGAUGGCCUCCAAGAAAAAGCCCCUAUGGCUUGAGUUUAAAUGUGCCGACCCUACAGCUCUAUCAAAUGAAACAAUUGGAAUUAUCUUUAAACACGGUGAUGAUCUGCGCCAAGACAUGCUUAUUUUACAGAUUCUACGAAUCAUGGAGUCUAUCUGGGAGACUGAAUCUUUGGACCUCUGCCUCCUUCCAUAUGGUUGCAUUUCAACUGGUGACAAAAUAGGAAUGAUUGAGAUCGUGAAAGAUGCCACCACAAUUGCCAAAAUUCAGCAAAGCACCGUGGGCAACACAGGUGCCUUUAAAGAUGAAGUCCUGAACCACUGGCUCAAAGAAAAAUGUUCCAUUGAAGAAAAGUUUCAGGCAGCCGUGGAGAGAUUUGUUUAUUCCUGUGCUGGCUACUGUGUGGCAACCUUUGUUCUUGGAAUAGGCGACAGGCACAAUGACAAUAUUAUGAUCACAGAGACAGGAAAUCUAUUUCAUAUUGACUUCGGGCACAUUCUUGGCAAUUACAAAAGUUUCCUGGGCAUUAAUAAAGAGAGAGUGCCAUUUGUGCUAACCCCAGACUUCCUGUUUGUGAUGGGAACUUCUGGAAAGAAGACAAGCCUGCACUUCCAGAAAUUUCAGGUGAGAUGGCCUUCAAGAGAAACAGGAAGGUUACCUUCCUUUAACAUGGAUCCGUGUGCUACAGCAAUGGAUGUCUGCGUUAAGGCUUAUCUAGCCCUCCGUCAUCACACAAACCUGCUGAUCAUUCUGUUCUCCAUGAUGCUGAUGACGGGCAUGCCCCAGUUAACAAGCAAAGAGGACAUUGAAUACAUUCGGGAUGCCCUAACAGUGGGGAAAAAUGAGGAGGAUGCUAAAAAGUAUUUUCUUGAUCAGAUUGAAGUUUGCAGAGACAAAGGGUGGACUGUGCAGUUUAACUGGUUCCUACAUCUUGUUCUUGGCAUCAAACAAGGAGAGAAACAUUCAGCCUAAUACUCGGCACUAGAAUUCAAAAGCCAGUGUCCUAAAGCUUUAAAUGAGCAGCAUGUCAGUCAUCGGACUUGGAUUUAAAAUGUAAUCGGACAUUAUGAAAACUGGUGCUUCAAGAGCUAGAACUCUUUCCCUAGCCCAGAUCUUCACUGGAGACAAAUAUUGGCAUGUCUGACUGUUUAAGGAAUGUUUGGUUUUAGGCUUAUUUGCAGGUUUGUUUUUACUCAUUUGCCUCAGUGAUGUUGGAGAACAUUCUGAGUUUAAACAGACUAAUGACUUCCUCAUUGUGCCUGAUGUUUUGACUACCACAUUAUUGAGUGCUUCUAGAAAUUCUUUAGAGUAAUUGGUGGCAUCUAUUUGCAUCUGGAUUUACUCUCAACUUUGGUUAUCAUUGUGUUGCUUAAGCUGUUUUCAGAAAAAGAUGUGACCAUUGUAAUCUCUGUCUCAUUUCCCAACUGAUGCUUCCAAACAUCCCCCACUCUAUCCAGAGAGGCCAAUGAUGUGCUAAAAGCAAGGAGAGCCGGUUAGUCUUUUCAAUGUCUUUUGUAAUUGGUUCUUUAAUAGUGUACAACGGAGACACACAAAAACAAAAUGAAAAAUCUGAACCUCUGUGCCCUGGCUUUUCUCUGCUGGUCUGGUUCCCAGCUUACAAAGAGGAAAAAUAGAGAUGAGACCAUUUGUCUCAACCUUGCCCACAGAGGGAACUAUGAAGGACAAUUAUCACAGCCUUCUCCAGCACAGAAACACAAAGUAACUAAAGGGACUCAUGGUUUGCCUUUGGAUUUUCCUCCCUUUCUCCCUGCCUCCCUUCUGCCUCAAUUGCCACCUUCCUACAACUCUUUACCCAGAGUCGUGAAAUUUGCAAGAACACCUUUACCCUAGAACUCAAAAAGCAGUUGAAAAAGAAUUUCUCCUCUAGGGUUACUAGAAUUUUAGGUACUUACUUGUAAAGAUGUUAGGGGAGUUUUUAAAAAGGACAUUAUUAAAGGAGACACUCUAGAAAGUAUGGAGUAGUUUUCAAAUGCCUUAAUUUUAGAUUCUGGUCUGAACAGUUUGUUUCUUUCUUAGCGGAAGAAGAUACAUGCUAUCUAAAAAGUACUUCAAGUUAGGAAGAACACUACUGGACACCUCUCAGUUUAGAGGACUUUUAAACUUUGAUACAUUCCUCCAAUUUCCUAAACACUGAAAUGUCAUCUUUAAAAACUAUUUUCAUCGCUUACAUAUUUUGCUAUUUAUUGGAGUGUUCUUUAAUCUUAGAGAAAGAUUAUUAUUUAUAAAACAUUUAAAAAUCACCUAUAGUUACUACUUUAUAUAGAAAUAACUCUAUUAAUGGUGUCCAUGUUUAAGUGUAAUCAGAUAUAAAUAUAUACUUCAUUCAAAACUUUUCUGAAUAGAUGCCUGUUUGACUGAAGUGUAGCACACACAUUUCUUUCUUACACAUGUAAAAGACCUUCCAAACUGUAGGUAACACUGCUUCCUUGCCUACCGAGCCCUUCCCCUGGCUCAAAAGAUACCUAGAAGAACUCCUCUUCCUUUUAAAAUCACUCUCUAUCCCCCUGUACAGAGGACCAUGCCCUGUAGUGGAAUGUAUAAUCCUCUGUAUUAAUUUAGGGUAAACAUCUUAUGGCACUUUUAGACCAACUAUUCCUUACUAUCCUUUUGAAUAAGAACAGGAAGAAUGACAUGUUCUAAUUCAGAAGAGGAUGUUUUCAUUAUUCUUAUAAAGAAUAGCUAAGCUCAGAACUUGCACUGAUUCUCCGUUUUAUUUGAAUUGCUGAAAUAAUCAUCUUAAUGAUAGAAGAAUUCAGAGGAAUGUAUUUAUAUUUAGCUUACUGGCACAUGUGCAUACCUAUUUGCUCUUCAAAUGAACAAGUGCUUUCUUUAGGCUGAUUUAUAUUUAUCGCAUUGGGCUUGAUUUCUCCCAUAUUCCAAUGAAGGUGUAAUUUUAACUCAUAGACUUGCCGAUAAACAAAAAUUACCCUUGUAUGCUUUCUUCCUUCCUUAUUCCUAGUGCAUCACAUGACCCAAACUUUUCUAUCUUUGAAAAUAUUCUAGAACUAGGGUCAGAGAUCACAAGUCAGAUGAUUCAGGUCUUUUAUGUAUAUCUAGGACUGGUUUUGAAAUUUGAGGGGCCCAGUGAAAAAUGAAAAUGUGGAGCCUGCUGUUCAAAAAUUAUUAAGAAAUUCAAGAUGGCAACAGCAGAGCAUUAAGCCAAGCACAAGACCCUUCUGAGUGUGGGGCACUGCACAGGUCACGAGCCCAUGCAGCUGUGUGUAUCUGAAUAAUGCCUUUAGUGCUCAGUUUUCUAUCUAGACCAUGUCUAUGUGAGUUCAGAUAAAGUGCCAGAUCAAAAUGUUCCUUCUGUUCAGACUGAAAUAUUUCAUUUCUGUGGCUGUACAUUAGGACUUAAAACACUGGCCCGUUGCUUUUGGACUGGAACUAUGACCAAUAAAAGUAAAAUAAAGCAGGUGUUUUGGACCUAGCCUCAGGUGACUGAUCAUCCUUGGUGAAAGUAGGAGGAGCAGACACAUUGUAGAUAAAAUUUAUCAAUUCCUAGAGGAAACUCUUGACUUUUAGCAAAGUAACUUUAUUAAAUAUAUCUUUCACAGGAAAUGAAUUUUUUAAAAGAAAAGUUAGAUAUAGGAAUUCUGCAACAUAAUUUGGAGGCUCUUAGUCCUAUUUAAAUGGAAAUUAAUUAUUUUUGAAAUGAGUCAAAAUAUAACUUAGUUUCUGGAGCAGACUCUGGCUUUUAUUUGGUAAGCUAGACUAUUUGUCACAAUUAAGAAAUCAAUUGUCAAUUAUGUUUUACAAUAUGAAGGAAAAAAAAUGAAAUAAAUUUGGAUUUUUAA